ACCCCUCCGCGCUUCUCCGCCUUCUACUAUCGGCUUUCUCCGCCGUCCUCUUCCCGGCAACCGCAACGAUGGAGCCUGACGUCAGCAUCGACACAAGCUCCAUUAUCCGGAUCGCCGUCCUCCCGAUCGGAACAAUCCACCUACACCUUUUCCGCAAAUACGCCGGGAUGCUCGGACGCCACCACAAGAUCGAACUCUCAACUAUCACUUCUUUCUAUACUGAACACCAAAAAUCUCCAUUUUCUCAACAACCGUGGGAAUCCGGUAGCCUAAAGUUCAAGUUCAUUGUAGGUGGAUCGCCGCCGAGUCCAUGGGAGGAUUUCCAAUCGAACAGGAAAAUUCAUGGCGUUAUCGGAAUCUGUCAUUGUCCGUCUUCGCCUGAUCUCGAUAGUGUCGUUGAGCAAUUUGCUGCGGCGUGUAAGGGAUACUCUUCUUCUCUUGUUCAACGGUGUUUUGCCUUUUCCCCUGGAGAUACACAGCUAGCAGAUGGGAAUAACAAAGGAAAUAAAUUGGUUUUGUUUCCUCCUGCUGACCAGCGGACUCAGGAAAUUCACUUGCAAACAAUGAUGCAAGAUAUUGCUGCUUCACUUCUAAUGGAAUUUGAGAAGUGGGUUCUUCAAGCAGAAUCUGGUGGAACCAUUCUAAAGACGCCUUUAGAUUCUCAAGCCAGUCUCAGCUCAGAGGAGGUGAUCAAAGCAAAAAAGAGGAGACUUGGCCGAGCGCAGAAAACAAUCGGAGAUUAUUGUUUACUAGCUGGAUCACCUGUUGAUGCCAAUGCCCAUUAUUCUACUGCUUUAGAACUUGCCAGGCUGACUGGGGAUUACUUUUGGUAUGCUGGCGCAUUGGAAGGUGGCGUUUGCGCCUUGCUGAUGGAUAAAGCAGUUCAGAGGGAUCCAAUUAUAGAGGAGGAGGUCAAGUAUCGUUACAACAGUGUCAUCUUGCAUUACAGGAAGUCAUUUAUACAAGACAACGCUCAGAGGGUUUCACCCCUCAGUUUUGAACUGGAAGCUACUUUGAAAUUGGCAAGAUUCCUAUGCAGACGAGAGCUGGCUAAGGAGGUAGUGGAGCUUUUGACUUCUGCUGCAGAUGGAGCAAAAUCUUUGAUUGAUGCAAGUGAUAGAUUAAUAUUAUACAUCGAGAUAGCUCGUCUAUAUGGAACUCUUGGCUACCAUAGGAAAGCUGCCUUUUUUUCCAGGCAGGUGGCUCAGCUAUAUUUGCAACAAGAAAACAGUUUGGCUGCUAUUAGUGCCAUGCAAGUAUUGGCGCUGACUACAAAAGCUUAUCGUGUUCAAAGUAGAGCUUCCAUUCCAAAACACGCUAUUUACAAUGAUGUUGGGUCAUCUAUCGCUGAUGGUGGGAAAAUGCAUCAUCACUUGGUAGUAUCUCUGUUUGAGUCCCAAUGGAGCACCCUGCAGAUGGUUGUACUAAAGGAGAUACUUCUCUCAGCUGUCCGUGCUGGAGAUCCUCUUGCUGCAUGGAGUGCUGCAGCACGUCUAUUAAGAUCUUACUAUCCUCUAAUCACACCUUCAGGGCAAAAUGGGCUUGCAAGUGCCUUGAACAAUUCUGCAGAGAGGCUUCCAUCUGGAACUCAUUGUGCUGAUCCUGCCUUACCUUUUGUCAGGUUGCAUUCAUUUCCUCUGCAUCCAUCACAGAUGGAUAUUAUAAAACGGAACUCUGGAAGAGAAGAUUGGUGGGCAGGAUCAGCUCCUUCAGGACCUUUUAUUUAUACACCAUUCAGCAAAGGAGAUUCAGUCAACAGCAGUAAGCAAGAGCUAGUUUGGGUUGUUGGAGAACCGGUUCAGGUGUUGGUGGAAUUAGCGAACCCAUGUGGUUUUGACUUGCUGGUUAAUAGCAUAUAUCUUUCGGUGCAUUCUGGAAAUUUUGAUGCAUUUCCAAUCAGUGUUACUCUUCCCCCUAAUUCCUCUAAAGUGAUCAGUUUGUCAGGAAUUCCGACUAAAGUGGGCCCAGUGAAUAUUCCCGGAUGCCUUGUUCAUUGUUUUGGUGUAAUUACUGAGCAUUUCUUCAAGGAUGUUGACAAUUUGCUUCUUGGAGCUGCACAGGGGCUUGUUAUUUCUGAUCCUUUCCGAUGUUGCGGGUCUGGAAAGUUGAAAACCACUACUGUUCCAAACAUUACAGUAGUACCUUCUCUGCCAUUGUUAGUCUCACACAUUGUCGGUGGUGAUGGUGCUGUCAUAUUAUAUGAAGGUGAGAUCCGUGACCUCUGGAUUAGUGUGGCUAAUGCUGGCACAGUUCCCGUUGAGCAGGCACAUAUCUCUUUAUCAGGGAAAAAUCAAGAUUCUGUCAUAUCCAUUGGCUAUGAAGCAUUGAAAUCUGCUCUUCCACUAAAACCUGGUGCUGAAGUGACCAUACCAGUCACCUUGAAAGCUUGGCAGCUUGGCUUGGUGGAUCUUGAUAAUAUUGCUACCAAGAGCACAUCUGUAAAGGCAACAAGGCCACUAAAGGAUGCAAGCAGCCCAAUGUUAUUGAUCCAUUAUGCAGGUCCUGUAGAAAACCAUGGAGAGCCACCAGAAAGUGUUAAUGUCGUGCCACCUGGUCGGCGUCUGGUGACCCCCCUAAACAUCUGUGUUUUGCAGGGCCUGUCCUUUGUAAAAGCUCGCUUGCUGUCAAUGGAAAUUCCUGCACAUGUGGGAGAAAUUACCGAAAAUGCGCUGGAUGGUGUUUCUGCCGAUAACAGUAGUGAUUCCUCAAGACAUGCAUCAGAUAGGUUGGUGAAAAUUGAUCCCUACAGGGGAAGCUGGGGCCUACGGUUUCUUGAACUCGAGCUGUCUAAUCCCACCAAUGUCGUGUUUGAGGUUGGUGUCUCUGUCCAGCUUGAGAAAGGAAAUAUUGAGGACAGUUGUUCAGAAUUCGAUUAUCCUAAAACAAGAAUAGACAGAGAUUACACUGCAAGAGUAUUAAUACCAUUGGAGCAUUUCAAACUACCCGUCCUCGAUGGUUCUUUUCUUGUCACAAAUUCACGGUCAAAUGGGGAUGUUGGUAAAAGUGCAAGCUUUUCAGAGAAGAACAAGAAAGCCGAACUCAAUGCUUCUAUAAAGAACCUGAUUUCGAAAAUUAAGGUUAGGUGGCUAUCUGGACGGAAUAGUUCAGGAGAAUUGCAUAUCAAGGAUGCUACACAGGCUGCCCUUCAGACAUCAGUGAUGGAUGUUUUACUACCAGAUCCUUUGACCUUCAGUUUCCGGCUUGUUAAAGACUCACCCAAGGGUCCUGUGCUGGCACAUGACAUGACCCCCAUGGAAGUUUUUGUUCGCAAUAACACCAAGGAUUCUAUCAGUAUGAGUCUUAGUAUUACAUGCAGAGAUGUAGCAGGUGAAAACUGCAUUGAAGGCACCAAUUCUGCUGUGCUAUGGUCGGGUGCUUUAAGUGGCAUGAAAGUGGAUGUUCCUCCACUUGAAGAGAUUAAACAUUCAUUCUGUCUGUAUUUUCUUGUGCCGGGUGAGUACACACUGUUGGCUGCUGCAGUAAUAGAUGAUCCUAAUGAAAUUCUGAGGGCUCGUGCACGAUCUUCUUCACCUGAUGAGCCAAUCUUUUGUCGAGGACCACCUUAUCAUGUCCGCGUAAAUGGUACUCUCUAAACCUUUUUAUUUCCACAUUCGCGAUUCGGCUAUAACAACUUUAUGUUGCAUACCAACUGUUCAACAUUCUCUCUCUACAUAUACAUGCAUGCAUACAUACAUAUAUAGAUACAUAUGUGUGUGUGUAUGACUGGAGUAUGCGCAUUUGUUUGUACUAUGUUGUAAAGUUUCAAACUUGUGCAUCAUGAUGUGUAUUUGUUCAAAAAACCCGUGUGUAUGCAAGGACUUUAGGAGAAGUUGGUCAUUCUUUCUUUA
This is a messenger RNA of Cynara cardunculus var. scolymus (artichoke), 3848 nucleotides long. Its product is annotated as trafficking protein particle complex II-specific subunit 120 homolog. Gene Ontology annotation, cellular component: trans-Golgi network. The record is from RefSeq and is a predicted model, not a curated record. The transcript has 10 exons. The coding region runs from base 69 to 3593 and encodes 1174 amino acids. NCBI's taxonomy places the organism in Eukaryota, Viridiplantae, Streptophyta, Magnoliopsida, Asterales, Asteraceae.